UACGAAGUUAGGGGCAUGGAAAAGGAAUUAAUGUGCAUCAUGUAAUCGGCGCCCUUGGCAUGCUGCGAUGGAUGCUGCUGCCUGUGCAAGAUAGAGACCGAUGCAUUAGUGUACCGAUUAGUGGUCCGAUUAGCGGCCUUGCCGAUUUUCACACCGAUUCCGAUUUUCAAGUAGGAAUUGCGGUUAAUGCGGAAAAGCGCUAAAACGGAUGCUGGGAAAAUACCCAACAUGGAGCAGGAAAUUGGCAGCUGGGAUUCGGUGCUGCUGGAGAAUCUCUCCGAGGAGAGCUUCAUCAAUAACCUUCACCAGCGCUAUAAACGGGAUUUGAUCUAUACCUACAUAGGGACGUUUCUAGUUGCCCUGAAUCCGUACAAACCACUGCAGAUCUACAACCCGGACCAGGUUCGCAAAUAUGCUACCAAGAGCCUCUUUCAGUUGCCGCCACACAUAUUUGCUUUGGCGAAUUCGGCGCAUCAGUUUCUCCUGAACUACAAUGAAGACCAAUGCAUUAUAAUGGCGGGAGAAUGCGGUUCAGGCAAAACGGAAUCCUCACACAUGAUAGUACACUUCCUAACACAGCUGUCGGAGAUGCGGCGCAGCCGGGCGCCCAUCUUUUCUCUACGCGGCUCCAAUCCAAACUCGAGACAAUCGACACCGAAGCAUUCCACAAUCAGUCGCGUUGGGUCAUCGUUUGAAAGUGCCGCCCCGUCCGGUGGCCGACUGGACAGUAUCAUGAAGUACAACUCAUCGAGACAACAAAAAUGCUCACACGAAAAAACGGUCGAGUUCGAUCUGAUUUCGCACCACAAGAGCACGGAAAACCUUCCCGCGAUGGUCAACUACGGCUUUAUGCCGGUAGCCACCAUGCCAAAGUGCUUGAAGCACUCGAACCAAUCCAUCAGCCGAUCGACGGAGGGCAACGAAUUUCCGACCAAAUCGACGCUCAAAUCGGCUACCACCAUGGGCUCGUGCCCGAAGCAUAACUGUACCAGCAGCCAUGCCGAGCUGAACCGCAUGUGCGGCGGAGCGUCCCCGUCGCCUUCGCUGCAAAAGCGCAGCAACUUAAUGCGCUGCUGCCAUCAGAACAGCAACAACAGCACCCGCUCGAUCCACAAAUCGUCCUCCUCGAUUGCAUUGACGCACGAUCACGGGACCACAUCGCCGUCGACAUUCCACCGUCGGCAGAUAUUGAAAUCGAUCUCGAAAGAGGUUUACAUUCGCGAUCUAGAAUUGCAAAAAAUGCGCGAACGCGUCGCGCAAGCGGAAAUCUUCCUCGAAGCAAUGGGCAACGCGGUGACGGUGAAGAAUAUCAACUCGAGCCGCUUUGGUAAAUUCUUUGACAUCGAGUUCGAUUACAAGGGCGAUCCUGUCGGGGGACAUUUAACAUUAUACAUGUUGGAAAAGUCUCGUGUUACCACACGCGCUUCUGGGGAGAGAAACUUUCACAUCUUCUACCAACUACUCUCCGGUGCCGACAUUCAACUGCUCAAAUCACUUAAAUUGCAACGAAACAUCGAUAAGUAUGAACUGUUGAAAAAUACCUUCGCAAACGAAGACGAUCGAACGAAUUUUACUUUCACCAAGCGUUCGCUGGAAAUAUUGGGCUUCGGUCAGGACGAGAUCUUUUCGAUAUUCACUAUUUUAGCCGUAGUGCUCAAGCUGGGCAACCUGACAUUCAUUCCAACCACCAACAUUGACGGUAGCGAGGGUUGCGAAAUCUCCAACGAGUAUGAACUGGACGAAAUUGCUCAACUGCUGCAGUUGGAUAAUCAAAUGCUCUUCAACUGUUUAACGCGGUUGGGCGACAACUGGGCACAGCUCGAACCGGAUGGAACAGAAAUCGAUGCCAGCUACGCAUCUCGCAUCAAGUUCACCCUAUGCCGCACACUGUACGGACGGCUGUUCACAUGGAUCGUUUCCCGGGUGAACGACGCCCUGAAGCUCAAGACCAGUGGGACGGUCGGGAGUCGAGGGAAAACAAUCGGUCUGCUGGAUUUUUACGGUUUCGAAGCGCUGGAAAAGAACACAUUUGAUCAGUUCGCUAUCAACUACUGCAACGAACGACUGCAACAGCAUUUCAUUAAGAGCGUCCUAAAACACCAGCAGGAUUUGUACGUGAAUGAAGGGCUGGACUGGAUACGGAUCGAUUUCUUUGACAAUUCUCCGAUCUGCGAGCUGAUCGACAAACCUUGUUUCGGCAUACUGCACCUGCUCGAUGAGCCGCAGGUCGUCAAUGAUGGGCUCCUGCUCACGCGACUCCAUCAGUGCUGUGCUGGUCACACAAACUUUCUCGCACGAGAUGCAUCACUGCCUUCUAAUUGUUUCCAAGUGCGCCAUUUUGAGGGUCCCGUUGUGUACACGACAAACGGGUUCAUCGAGAAAAACCUGGACCUGUUGCCGAGACACAUUAGCAGCUGCUUGUUUCAGAGCGAUCUACUAAUCGCUUCGUGCCUCUUUCCGGAAGGAAACCCGAAGCGCCACUCGAAUCGCAAACCAUCGAGCUUAAGCAACAACCUACGAACCUCGCUGCAGACGCUGUUGAAACUGCUCGAACAGCGUUCAAACCAUUACAUCUUCUGCAUCAAACCCAACGAACUAAAACAGGCGAAAAUGUUCGAGCUAGGGUUGGUGCAGCAUCAAGUGCGCUACCUUUGUCUAAUGCCGCUGAUAAAUCUGUGGCGCAAUGGGCAUUGUUUCAAUAUGGUGCACGCCAGAUUCUUGGCACGAUAUAAGCUGCUUUGCCAGUACACUUGGCCCCAUUUCACCGGGACGAUCGUAGAUGGUGUGGCGCUGAUCAUACGCAGUGUACCGUUGCCCGGAGCUGAGUUUACCAUUGGCCGCAAGAAGGUUUUCAUUCGCAGUCCCCGCACGGUGUACGAACUGGACGAGUUUCGUAAAGUGCGGCUGAACGAGUUGGCCAUAUUGAUACAGAAAACGUACCGCUGCUACACAAAGCGAAAACGGUUCCUGACGCUACGCCACAGCCAACUAAUCAUUGCGAGCUACUGGCGUACCUGGAGAGAACGAGAAAAAAUACGACUCGUCGAGUUUCGGAAGCAGGCACUGUGGGCAGUACAAGUGAUUGGAAGAUUUUUUGUGCUGCUUAAAACGCGCGAAUUUCUGUUGACACUGUUGCUGCGUCUACCGCAUGAUAACAUGAGCCCGAUCUGCCAUGAUUGGCCGUCGGCACCAACGUUCCUAGCGGAGACAUCCCAGCUGCUGCGCACGAUUUUUCAUCGCUGGCGAUGCUACAAGUAUCGCAAAUCGUUCGACCAACCAGCUCGAAAUCGUAUGCGCGAAAAGGUUACCGCAAGCAUCAUAUUCAAGGAUCGCAAAGUUUCGUACCCGCGCAGUGUAGCCCAUCCGUUUCAUGGCGAUUACAUACGGCUGCGACAGAACAUUCAGUGGAAGCGGGUCAGCUGUGAGCACAACGAUCAGUACGUCGUGUUUGCAGACAUCAUCAAUAAGAUUGCACGAAGCAGUGGCAAGUUCAUUCCCAUAUUGUUGGUCAUCUCGACGAACUCAAUGCUCCUGCUGGAUCAGAAAACGAUGCAGAUUAAGUACCGUAUCCCGGCGUCGGAGAUAUACCGCAUGUCGCUCAGUCCGUACUUCGAUGAUAUUGCAGUGAUACACAUCCGCGCAGAUAACUAUUGCUCGUCGAAUAUGUCCGAUAGAUCGGAAUCACCCACCGGAUGUCUAUUUCAGUCUGAAAUAGGCAAAAAGAAGGGAGACUUUGUGUUCCAAACGGCACAUUCGAUCGAAAUAGUAACGAAACUGUUUCUAGUGAUCCAGAAUGCGACUGCCAAAUCACCGGAAGUAACUAUCAGUACCGAUUUCGAGGCUAACUUCGGAGGACAGACGGUCAUAUUCACCUUCAAGUGCGGUGGCCUGGUAGACAAUCCGUACAAUCAGACGCGCGUCACGCGCAAGGGUAACCGGAUGGAGGUGAUCGUGUAACAAAACGCCUCCCCACCGGCACAGACGGCUCUCGUGGAAUGUCGCUCUCGGCGACGUUCCCUGCUGGUGGUCGACAGCUACACAGACGACGACGGUAUGGAGUUUGGGGUCCGGGGUCUCGAAUUUGCGUAGGCUCCGUUUUUUGAGACAUAGAAACACGAAACCGGGAAAGACACGAUAAAGUAUGUGCAAGUGUGUGCGUGUGGCAGAAAGGAAUUAAUCAAUUAGCAAACCAAAAGCAAACCAAAUUUGGCUAUACCAAUCUGAUGUAUUGGUUAUCCUUGUGGACCGCGGUAGCAAAGCAAUUCUUUAUCUAUUAGUAGUUAACAUCCCUAGAUCUUACCAUUGAAUGUCAGCAAACUAAAAACAAAACUGUUAGAAUUUCGACCGGGAGGAAACCAACUCUCUUUUCCCACCCUGACACGUAAAACUUUAGCUUCAUUAGCCGCAGUUCUAACACUAUAACUCUUUCGAUAUUUCUCCGUCACCGCAUCACGUGUCACAGGAGAAUCGUUUGUUUUGUUCACGAAGCAGACAGAACCUCCCGGCAAGUUUUGUCGUAUUGUGUGCCAAGGACUAGCAGUCACCGCAGCAGGACAAGAACAAAUACGAUUGGGUGCGUAUGUGUGUUUUUAUACUAAUACUUUCUAAUGUGAAUGGCAAUUGCGUUAGAAUGGUAGUUUGAAAUGAGAAUAGUGAUUUAGCAAGGCGAUCGAAUUUACAAAACAAUAUCUGCCCUGUCUAUGCUAUGUGGUUGCGACGCUAGUGGGAUAGAUGCGUUGAGCGUUAACAGCAGCAAACAGGCAACAAAUGAAGCACACGCCACGGACGGAUAUAUGUCCAGGGGCAGCACAGUUGAUGUUAGUUGAAGUUUCCUUGUACGAUUUUACUGAGACGUUUAUAGCGACGUGUUUUAUCGUGUAGGUGUACCGAUGAGUGCAAAAUGCUCAUAGCCAUCCAUCCGCUGCACGAUGGCAACAUUAGCUGAAAGGCAAACAAUCGCGAAAGUAACAAACCGAGAUUAGAAUGUUUAGGAAAAUCGAAUCGUUAGAUGUGGGUGUGUGUGUGUGUGUGUGCGGGACAAAUCGGGACAUUCGAUUCAACUGUCUAUAGUGGCAUACGUUUCAAAGGUCUGUCUUACGCGCCAAACAGCUCAAUCGUACGUAAUUAGUUUGUCCACUCAAUACUCCAGUUAUGCGGUAUAGACAGUUGAAUCGAUUGGCCCAACAGAGGGCCCCGAACACCUGUAAGACAUAGCAAUGAAUGGGAAACGUUCGUCAAAUUAACAACUCAAUGAAUCACUAAAGUAGAUAGUAGAUUUGUUAAUGUGUAUAUCCCUGAUAAAACACAGUUUAAGUGGCUAUCGCCGUCGUCGCCGUCGCAGUCGUCGCCGUGAUCGUGAUAUGUUAACAAUUCCUACGUUUUGUAAAACUAUGUACGGGACCCAUAAGCUAGUUUUUUACACACGCACAGUGAUUAGCGUUGAACCGAUAGGAGAACUAUUUUGAUAAUAGUUUUCGUCCUGUCUCUAGAGCCUUACCUGUUAAAUUGAUUAGUAACUGUAAUCACCGUAGCGGUAUUUUUGUGUGUAUGUAUGUGUGCGUGUUCAGAACGUGUAGAUUUCUAAUCGUACCGGUAUGUUGUUCAUAUUCUGUUCUGUGCAGUAUAUGCCUUUGUUCCUCUCAAUAGUUACACCAGAGUAAAAAGCAAUGAUAUUUGGCGUUUGGGCAAAGAACUGGGUGUCCGAGAAGGUUGCAAUAAGGUUGCACCGUUCAAACUGGAAUCGUAUUGAGAUGCAGACAGCACUGUGCACUGUUCUGUCAUCACCAAACCAAUUAAAUGCCUGCCCAAAAUACACGCACCGCGGGCUUUUAUAAUUACAUGUCGGCUCUCGGUCGCCUCGUCCUUAUAAUGCGCUAAUGUCCUCCUCUAUGGGUUGUGCGAUAUGAUAUGAAAAGGGAUAUUGCUGUGGAAGCAAAAACCGUGUCAAUACAUAAAGAAACAAUCACGCUUGGACGUUUUUAUUCUAAACGCUAACAAAACAAACAAAAACACUUUACAAAGGGCAUUAUUAAACAAACGUACCUUUCCAUGCGGCUCGAUCACUCGAUCGUCCGAAAACAGUGGGUGGAAUAUUUUAUAAAGCCUGUUGAUCGUUAAGGGAAUAAUGAUCGGUCAACAUUUAAUCUAGAAACAAACAGAUGUCGUUCUUUAUUGCGUUACCAACACACACAUACAAAACAAAACAAACAAAGCAUAUUUGUCGAUCGAUCAGUAUACAUGAUCUUGUGGAACAUUUUGCCCUAGUCUUAAAUCAUCGUUGUUUAUACGUUUCUUUCUUCUUCUAUUCGCUCGAUAAAAACUGACCAGACACCAUCAUAUCCGAUCGGGAAGGAUCGUCUGAUGGAUGGAUGAUUCGUUAAAUAAUUGAAUGCUUUUUAUAUAACACACACAUUUCUUAAUAAUCGAUAGAAUAUAUAGAGAGCAAUGCGAUGGUGAUUGUGUGUAGCAGUUGUGCUCUUGUAAAACCACUUUGUAAAUGAGUAAUAGUUCGCAAAAAGCAGAAGAAAAAAUUACGUGAAGAUCGAUCUCGAUCCCGUUCCAUAGGGUGGUGGUGGAAGCGUCUAGCGCUAGUACGAUGUAAUAGAAAGUGUAACUGAAAUCCAGUUAUUUUGUACCAUUCUAGCAAGGGGAGAAAGGGGAUAGUGCAUUACCACGUGUACCAGAUCAUUAACGUAACCUAAAUAUAUUAAUAUUUAUCAUUAGGAACAAUAUCUCCCUCUCUAUAGCCAAAAUGAUUCAAUCCUACACGGAAAACAGAUAACAAACACACGAUUACAACUACUUACACACACACACACACACACACACACACACACACACACACACAUUUGAAAAUUAAAAUAUACUGAAGCGCAUUACACUAAGUAGAUGAACACAGUACAUUCCAUACAUAUAUAAUGUUAGUGCCAAAUGAAAAUUAAAUUGAAAGCAAGUAGCCAAAUUCACCAUAAACCUUACUACUUAUACCGAAGAAUAACGUCGAAAGGCCAAACCGGGGACACUGUUUCCUUAAAUCCCAUACCGAAAAGUGGAAAAGGGAGCGAAGGUGCAGCCUGUGCGCAGGGCCAGGCACGUUGUUGGUAGAGCCUGGGGAGUGGGGCUGGCCGCAUUAUAUGAAGAUGGAGAAUUUGGAGGAAACAAAUCAAUGACGCUUAAUAAUACUUAUAAAUAUAUACAUAUAUAGAUAUAUAUACAUACAUAAAUGGAAUAGAAAUACUUAUGACCUAUAUUGUAACAGAAGAGUAAAAAAGUAAACAAAAUGAUAUUAUUAUAGAGGCAACUGAAGAGGUAUAUUAAAACUAGACGAAAACUAAUGCAACGUAACGGCCAGCUGUUAGACCUGGUGGGCAAAUAACGUUUUGUCAGAAGAUAACUCGCAUUCCUUCGAUGGAUAGGAAUUUCCAAACCGGACAAAAGAAUAAUGGUUAAAGAUAGAUGUGAAAUGUUUUUUCUAUACGUAUAUAUAUUUUCCAACGAAACAUUAAUCAGUCGCACCUUUUGUGUCCAACUGUAUAUCUAAAAUGAUAAUCGUAUGUGCGUAUGUAACGUACGCGAUUUCGGUUUUGCCAUACUUAACUAACUACCCAAGAGCGGUCUGCUUCAUAAAAAUUGUGACCUACCAAAAAAACAAAAGGGAAGAUCGUUCGGUGGGAGGGGUAGUUUUAAAUGAUAGAUUUUUUUAAACUAAUCAUACACAUAUUUUUUAUUUAUUUUCAUGCAGUGAGCCAUUCCUUUGAGAAACAGGUUACGUAAAUCGAAUAAUAAUUAUUGUAAACUGAAACCGGAAAGUCUUCUAGUCUGUCGACAAUUUGUUAGCAUAGCUCAACAAGGAUCGAACGGAGAGCGUACAGAAAAACAAACAAACAAACAAAACUAUUUAGCGAGUUACUACCGACGACGGGGUACAUACAGCACACAGACAACAAAACAGUGGAAUAGCGAAUAACAACCAGACGGCCAAUCACAAACUGAAAUGUGAAAGCGUACAGCAACCGAAAGCACAAACAGUGCCGCCCUUGAAUGGAUUGCAAAACAUAAUAACAACAGCCAAACAACAACAAAAAAAGGAAUUAUACGGGAGAUAGAGUUAACAUUAGAGAUUUUAUGACAAUUUUCCUCGAUGGUGAAAACCGGAGCCAACCGCGCACGAUAACGGUCGUCAACGAUCGGCGGAACGAUGAGGAGUAUGAUCGAGUGAAGGGGGAGGGGGGGUAAGCAAAUUAAUGGAAAAUAAGUAGUACUUACUAAAGCAGUACACAAACGGUGGGAAGUAAAAUUGGAGGUAGAUAUAGAACUGUAGCGUAAUUCUCCCCCUAGUUAUUUCCUUCCAAUUUCUCUUCCAAUACUCCUAGUGCGUAAAACGAUAAACUAAUGAAACGAUGGUAAAAAAGCAACAGCAAAAAUUAGAACCUCCCUGGAAUUAGACAUGUUAGGGCAGUUUUCGUUCUGCAACUGAAAUCCUCUCAUCAUUCAACGAUGCUAUGGCGAACACGCGAGAGAUGGAGUAAUUGCCGGUUUAUUCCCAUGUUCACUUCAAGGAAUCAAUCACAUUACAUCAAACCUACGAAGUACAGCUUUAUUUUGAUUAUGUUCGAUUUUAAUUCUUACCGAAAUAUUAUUAUUUCGAAUCAGCAAAACCAUGAACGGUUACAUCAUGGUUCAAUGAUAUUUUAACACAAAACAAAAUAUAUACAUAUAGACAUACAAACAAAAAGCAGAUAUGUUGGAAAGUGGAAAAUCUGAACUGUUACAUGCACUAGAAGAAGGAGGGAGGGUUGCGCCAGGCGAAAGGAAACGACAGCCGAAACGGAACGGAGUUACGAGUAUCAGUUACCGAAUAUAUAUAUAUAUAUAUAUAGUUGCGAAUAUUAUAAUUACCGUCUCACUCCAUUGUUAGAGCAAUAUUUUUAAUUAUACAUACAUAUCUCAUCAUUAGCAGCGACGAAGUAGCAGCAGCAGUAGUAUGGGGGCGGGAAGCCAAAACAAUGGAGACGCACUGGUAAACUGUGGAGCGUGUUGAAGUGCAUUGAAAGAAUUGGAAAAGGAGAAAAAAUCAUUUUAAACACUGCAAUGAGAAAGAUCGAUGAUGAGGAUGAUCGCGGACAGGAAGAGCGCAUAACGCAACUAUGAGAAAAUGGAACAAAAUACAGAAUCAUUUAGUAUCUUACCUAAA
Anopheles merus is the source of this 9193-nucleotide messenger RNA. It is a transcript of the gene Myo95E, whose product is annotated as unconventional myosin-Ib. Gene Ontology annotation, biological process: actin filament organization; vesicle transport along actin filament. Bases 187 to 3957 code for a protein of 1256 amino acids. NCBI's taxonomy places the organism in Eukaryota, Metazoa, Arthropoda, Insecta, Diptera, Culicidae. Gene Ontology annotation, molecular function: microfilament motor activity; ATP binding; actin filament binding. The transcript is spliced from 19 exons. The record is from RefSeq and is a predicted model, not a curated record. Gene Ontology annotation, cellular component: actin cytoskeleton; vesicle; myosin complex.